AUGUAUUGUGGAUAUAUUUAUAAAUUAGGUCAAUUCUUAUAUAAAAAGAGAUAUUUCGAAAUAAUUUAUGAUCAUGAUCAAAUAUUAUUGGAAAAUCAACCACAUUCAUCUUCACCAAAAUUAUGUUAUUAUGACAAUGAAAAUAAAAAAUAUAAAAGAGGUUCAAUAGAAAUUCAAGAUAUUUUAUAUUUUAAUAUUUCAAAAGAAUACUCCUACAAUCAUGGUAAUGUUUUUGGAUUUGAAUUAACAAUACCAGGAAGGGUUUUUUGUUUUUAUACAAAUACAGAAUCAGAGAGAAUUUAUUGGAUUGAAGCAAUUACAACAAUUUCAUCAAAAUUAAAACAAAAUAAAAUUGAUAAUAGAAUUAAUGAUAAUUUAAAAUCAACCAAUUUUUUACCACAGUCACCACAACUUUCUAUAAAAAAUGAUCAUGAUGAAAAUGAAAAUGGGGAAAAUGAAAAAGAUGAAAAUUAUGGUGAUAAUAAUGAAAAUGAAAAUGAAAAUGAAAAUGAAAAUGAAAAUGAAAAUGAACUAAAAAAUAAUAAUCAACAAUUAAAUAAUGAGAAUCAAAAAUAUUAUUUCAAAGAAACACUAUUUGAAAUUUUCAAUUUAAUUGAUAAUUUAAAUAAUAGAAAAAUAAAAUUAUUAAAUUAUCAAAAUAUAUUUAAUAAAGAAAUUAUUUAUAAUAUCAAUAACAACAACAAUAAUCCCAAUGAAAAUAAAUUUAAUCAAAUCAAUAUUUUUAAAAAUCAAAUAUUUGAAACUCAAUUUAAAAUUAAUUCAAUUAUUUAUCCAUUAAUUAAAUCAGAAUUAAAGUCAAUUAAAUUAUUUUUAAAUGGUUCAUUAGAUAAUAAUAAUUUUAAUAACUCUUUUUUAAUAAAUAAUGAAAAUAAAUUAUUAGAAAUCUUAAAUGAAAAUAAUAACAAUAACAAUGAAAUGGAAAAUUUUGAUGAGAAAAUUAAAAUUUCAAGAGAACAAUUAAUUUUCAAAACAAAUUUAUUAAAAGAAGAAAUAAACCAAUCAAAUAAUAAUUACAACAAUUCAUCAAUUUCAAAUUUAAGUAUUUUAUUUAAAAAAAUUUCAAAAUUAAAUUCAGAUAAUAAUAGUAAAAUAAAUAGUAAUAUAAAUUAUAGAAAUAAAAUUGAUGACCACCAAAAUGAAUGUAGUGAAAUUAAAAAAUGUGAUAUUUUAGAACUUUUUUUUAAUGAUGGUAUGUUAAAUAAAAUGGAAGAAUAUAAUAUUAUCAAAGAAGGAUUUAAUGAAAAAAUUAAGGAAAUGGAUGAAAAAAUAAUAAAUAUUGAAAAUGAUAUUAAUCUUUAUAAAAAUUCAAACAUUAGCAGUGAAAAUCAAGAAUUAAAUGAAUUAUUAAUUUUAUUAAAUGAAAUUAGAUAUUAUAAUGAUUUCACUAUUAAUCAUUUUAAUCAUUAUUUAAAUUUUAUAAAACAAGUUUUACUAUUAAAAAGUCAAUGUAAAAAUAUUAAAUUACAACAAAAACCAAUAACCUCAAAUGAACAAAAUAAUAAUAUUUCACAAUUAGAUUUAUUGGUAGAAUCAUUAAUUAAAAAACAUAAUAAUAAUAACAUUAAUAAUAACAAUAACAAUAACAAUAAUAAUAAUAACAUUGGUAGAUGUUAUAGUGUUGGAAGUGAUAGAUCAUUAAAAGAAUCAAUUAGGUCAACCUCAUCUCUUUCAAAUUUUAGUGUUUCAUCUUUAAAUACAGCACCAAUUUUAAAUCCAAGUGGUAAAUGGAUAUUACCAUCAAAUUUUAAAAAGAUUAGCACUGGAUUAUAUCAAUUUGGAAGCAAAAGAAUUAAUGCUUCAAUUCGUGAUUCUGAUGGUAAUUUAGUAGUCCGUGUUGGUGGUGGUUAUUUAUUAUUUGUUGAUUUCGUUUAUAAAUAUGGUGAAAGAGAAUCUUUAAAAUUAAAAUCUCAAUUAAAAUCUUCACAAAAUACAAUUUGA
Dictyostelium discoideum AX4 is the source of this 1959-nucleotide messenger RNA. RefSeq lists its product as hypothetical. NCBI's taxonomy places the organism in Eukaryota, Evosea, Eumycetozoa, Dictyosteliales, Dictyosteliaceae. The record is from RefSeq and is a predicted model, not a curated record. Gene Ontology annotation, molecular function: microtubule binding. Bases 1 to 1959 code for a protein of 652 amino acids. The transcript is spliced from 2 exons.